Molecule: messenger RNA, 630 nt
Organism: Meriones unguiculatus (Mongolian gerbil)
Lineage: Eukaryota; Metazoa; Chordata; Mammalia; Rodentia; Muridae
Product: keratin-associated protein 2-1
Exons: 1
Coding region: 235-630 (131 amino acids)
Cellular component (GO): keratin filament
Source: RefSeq, a predicted model, not a curated record
GGGACACAAAUAAUCUUUUACGAGAAUACAAGCACCUAGAACACGUCAAGAGAACUUACCAACCCACCAACGCCAUUACAGAAGGAAUGAACCAAAACAAGGAAAUGGCUGCCUGUCCUGAGGAUCAUCAGCCCUGGCCAGGUAUAUAAAGGUGCCCGACCCAGAGGAGACCUCACACCUGAGAACACCUCCCCACUCUCCCGCUCUCCGUCCCACUCCAGCCCAGACUCCACCAUGACCGGCUCCUGCUGCGGAUCCUUCUCCUCCCAGAGCUGCGGGGGAGGCUGCUGCCAGCCCUGCUGCUGCCGCGACCCCUGCUGCUGCCGCCCAGUGUCCUGCCAGACCACAGUGUGCCGCCCUGUGACCUGCGUGCCCCACUACACCAGGCCGGUCUGCGAGCCCUGCCGCCGCCCCGUCUGCUGCGACCCCUGCGGCCUGCAGCAGGGCUGCUGCCGCCCCAUCACCUGCUGCCCCAGCUCCUGCACCGCCGUGGUCUGCAGGCCCUGCUGCUGGACCUCCACCAGCUGCCAGCCCGUCUCGGUGCAGGCUCCCUGCUGCAGGCCGCCCUGCUGCCAGCCUGCCCCCUGCCGCACCACCUGCAGGUCCUCCCCCUGCAACACCUGCUGCUGA